Laetiporus sulphureus 93-53 is the source of this 201-nucleotide messenger RNA. RefSeq lists its product as uncharacterized. Bases 1 to 201 code for a protein of 66 amino acids. The transcript has a single exon. The record is from RefSeq and is a predicted model, not a curated record. Lineage: Eukaryota; Fungi; Basidiomycota; Agaricomycetes; Polyporales; Laetiporaceae.
AUGCACACGCACACCCACCCCGCGUCCGCACUGUCGCACCACCGCUCCUCGACGGCACAUGCGCCAAUACUGUGCGCGUCGUCCACGCCCGUGUGCCACCAUCACGAGGAGGCGCAGUCGACGCCGCUGAACUACAACCUGCCCCAGUGCUGCCACUGUGGAUGGCGCGGCGACCACGCCCCGACCUGUCCGUUCAAGUGA